UGCCUGCCUUGUGGACACCAUGUCAACCUGUCCUCCAGCGUGGCUCCUCGCCCUGUGCCCAAUGCUGCUGGCUUCCCUCGGGUCAGCCUACCAACCCCCCAACAUCAUCCUGAUUUUUGCUGAUGACCUGGGCUAUGGAGAUCUGGCCAGCUAUGGGCAUCCUUCAUCUGCCACCCCCAACCUGGACAAGAUGGCUGCCGAGGGCCUGCGCUUCACCGACUUCUAUAGCAGCAGCCCUGUCUGCAGCCCCUCUAGGGCAGCCCUGUUGACGGGACGCUAUCAGACCCGUUCUGGCGUCUACCCUGGUGUCUUUUAUCCUGGCUCAAAGGGAGGCCUCCCGUUGGCAGAGGUGACGGUGGCAGAAUUGCUGAAGAAGCAGGGCUAUGCCACUGCCAUGGUUGGCAAGUGGCAUCUGGGCCUGGGCCCCAAGGGGAUUUUCCUGCCCACAAACCAAGGCUUUGACCACUUCUUGGGUGUGCCCUACUCACACGACCAGGGCCCCUGCCAGAACCUAACUUGCUUCCUACCACGCACUCCAUGCUUUGGGAUCUGUGACCAGGGGGUGGUUCCCGUCCCCCUGUUCUUCAACCAGAACAUUGUGGAGCAGCCGAUAAACUUUCCCUUCCUGGAGGCCCGGUACAACUCAUUCGCACGGAAUUUCAUCAUGGCUAGUGCUCAGCGCAAGCAGCCAUUCCUGCUGUAUUACGCCUCCCACCAUACCCACUAUCCCCAGUUUGGGAGCCAAAACUACACCAAGAAGUCCUCUAGGGGGCCUUAUGGGGAUGCUCUCCUUGAGUUUGAUGGAACGGUUGGCCUCCUCUUGCAAGCUCUGUGGGAUGCCGGGGUCCACAAAAAUACGCUGGUGUUUUUCACAUCUGACAAUGGCCCUGAGACAAUGCGCGGCUCCCGGGGAGGCAGCUCCGGCUUGCUCAAGUGUGGGAAGGGAACGACCUACGAAGGGGGCAUGAGGGAGCCCGCCGUGGCUUAUUGGCCUGGCCGCAUUGCGCCAGGUGUGACCCAUGAGCUGGCCAGUACUCUGGACAUCCUGCCCACUGUCGCUGCUCUGGUGGGAGUGCCCCUCCCCAACGUCACCCUAGAUGGAUAUGACCUCAGCCCUGUCCUCUUUGGGACCGGAAAGAGCCCCCGCCGGACCAUGUUCUUUUACCCUCCAGCUCCCAAUGAAUUGUAUGGGGUUUUUGCUGUCCGUUAUGGCAGGUACAAGGCUCACUUCUUCACCAAAGGAGCCUUCAGCAGUGGUGCGACCCCUGACAGGGCCUGCGGAGGGUUCACCCCUCUUAUUCCCCAGGAGCCUCCCUUGCUGUUUGACCUUGAGUCCGAUCCUGCUGAGAACUACAACCUUCUGCCUGGAGGUGCCCAGACGCCUGGAAUUCUGAACAUCCUAAAGGAGGCACGACUGCUGAAGGCAUCCUUUGACAGUGACAUGAAGUUUGGGGAAAGCCAACUAGCCAUGGGCAAUGACCCCUUGCUUCAACCUUGCUGUGUUCCGCAGUGCGUUCCCAAGCCCUCCUGUUGCCGCUGUGCCUCUUAGCCUCCCUCUUCCCCUGCACAAGCCUGUCUGUAAUCCAUGCCUUUCUCUUCUGCAUGUGGACAGAAGAGCUGAUUCAGUUUAACACACUCCCAAGGAGUUUUUGCAAUGUUUUUUUGAUCAGGAAAAAUCACAUCUUGC
This is a messenger RNA of Candoia aspera, 1687 nucleotides long. RefSeq names its product arylsulfatase A (gene ARSA). Gene Ontology annotation, molecular function: arylsulfatase activity. NCBI's taxonomy places the organism in Eukaryota, Metazoa, Chordata, Lepidosauria, Squamata, Candoiidae. Bases 20 to 1549 code for a protein of 509 amino acids. The transcript has 8 exons. The record is from RefSeq and is a predicted model, not a curated record.